Aspergillus homomorphus CBS 101889 is the source of this 2607-nucleotide messenger RNA. RefSeq names its product putative DUF221 domain protein. The transcript is spliced from 6 exons. NCBI's taxonomy places the organism in Eukaryota, Fungi, Ascomycota, Eurotiomycetes, Eurotiales, Aspergillaceae. Gene Ontology annotation, cellular component: plasma membrane. Gene Ontology annotation, molecular function: calcium-activated cation channel activity. The record is from RefSeq and is a predicted model, not a curated record. The coding region runs from base 1 to 2607 and encodes 868 amino acids.
AUGGCUCUUGGAGCCGUGAUUAAUCCGCUUGUGAGGCGGGACAGCAUUCUGAGCUCAAACAAUGAUCCUAAUAUAGGCUCUUCACGGGGCAAUGCCUCUUCAACAAGCUCCGAUGUAAUUGGAGAUCUUGGGCUUGGUGGAGGGUCAACAUCUCUUUCUGCGUUUUUGACAACAUUGAUCCCUGCGUUGGUGAUCGCGGCCUUCUGGUUUGGCUUGUUCUUGAUCUGCCGACGGACUCAGCUGCGGUGUGAGAGAGCUCCACGCUUGCCGUCGGGAUUUAUCAACUGGUUUGGGGAGUUCUUUAGAAUUAACGACGCCCAGGUACUUCAUAACUCGUCUAUGGACGGUUAUCUGUUCUUGCGAUUCUUGCGUGUAUUAUCUGCGACUUGUUUCACAGGUUGUGUAAUCACCUGGCCUGUUCUGCUGCCUAUACAUGCCACAGGGGGCGCUGGAAACACACAACUUGAUGCGCUCAGUUUCAGCAAUGUCACAAAUCCCAGGUGUUAUUACGCCCACGCCGUCAUGGCAUGUGUCUUCUUCACAUUCGUGUUCUUCGUCAUCACACGGGAGAGUAUUUUCUAUGCAAACUUGCGACAAGCGUAUCUUAACUCCCCUGCUUAUGCGCGACGUAUAUCAUCCAAAACAGUGUUGUUCAUGUCAGUGCCAGACGAAUAUAAGAAGGAGGAAACUCUGCGUCAAGUCUUCGGACAAUCGAUCCGGCGUAUGUGGAUUACGUCUGAUUGCAAGAGACUGGACAGUAAAGUGCAGCAGAGGGACAAACUAGCUUAUAAGCUGGAAAGUGCCGAAACACGACUCAUCAGGGCGGCAAACUCAAAUCGUCUGAAGGCCAUCAGAAAAGGAACUCCAAUCUCAAUGUCCUGCUUGAAUGCCGAUGCCUGUCAUGACUGUGAAGCUGACACGUCUGGCUGGUAUCAUGGCGUGAGAAGGCCGACUCAUCGUCCCAAAUUCUUCGGCAAGAAAGUUGAUACGAUACGGUUGUUGCGGUCCGAGCUUGUCAAGGUCAUCGAAGAGGUCAAUGAUCUUCAAAAGAAGCACAGGAAUGGGGAAAUGAAGAACCUCUCAGCAGUUUUCAUUGAGUUUCACACGCAGAACGAUGCGCAAAUUGCCCUACAAACCUUGUCUCAUCAUCAGCCGCUGCACAUGACCCCACGUUUCAUUGGCAUUUCACCCAAUGAGGUGGUCUGGUCCGCAUUGAAUCUGAGUUGGUGGCAGCGUAUUGGGCGCAGAUUCUUGGUUCAAGGCGGUUUAGCAGCACUGGUGAUAUUUUGGUCCAUCCCAGCCGCCUUCGUUGGUACACUCUCGAAUAUCACUUCUCUCACCAAUCUCGUGCCAUUUUUGGGAUUCAUCAACAAGCUACCGGAUGUGAUUCUUGGUCUCAUCUCGGGACUGCUGCCGUCCGCUGCCCUAGCUAUGCUAAUGUCACUUGUGCCUGUCAUUUGUCGAGCAUGUGCCAGAUGUGCAGGCGUGCCUUCUAAUGCCCGAGUUGAGCUUUUCACUCAGAGCGCACAUUUCUGCUUCCAAGUAGUUCAAGUCUUUCUUGUCACCACGUUGACAUCUGCUGCAUCGGCGGCGACUGCGCAAAUUAUCCAAAAUCCGCUAUCGGCCAAGGAUUUACUGGCUAAGAACUUGCCGAAAGCUACCAACUUCUAUAUCUCAUAUUUUCUCCUUCAGGGCCUAACAAUGAGCUCCAUGGCAGUUGUGCAAGUCGCUGGAGCCGUUGUGUUUAAAUUUAUCACGACCUUCCUCGACCGCACACCGCGCCGUCUAUACCAACGAUGGGCUACGCUUAGUGGCCUUAGCUGGGGAAACGUCUUUCCAGUAUUUACGAACAUGGGCGUUAUUGCCCUCACGUACUCCUGCAUCGCCCCUCUAAUUCUCGGGUUCGCAUUUGUAGGCCUCUACCUCGUCUACCAAGCCUACCGCUACAACUUCCUUUUCGUUUAUGAUCUUCGUAUCGACACCAAGGGUCUUGUCUACCCCCGAGCCCUGCAACACCUGAUGACAGGUCUCUACUUAGCCGACAUCUGCUUGAUCGGCCUCUUCGCCAUCAAAGGCGCGAUCGGGCCCCUGAUAAUCAUGGUCAUAUACUUGAUCCUCACCGUCCUAGCCCACAUGUCCCUCAACGAAGCCCUAGCCCCGCUCAACUCCUUCCUGCCCCGCACCCUGGACGUAGAAGAAUCGGCUCAGCUUGCCAAAGAGGAAGCCUCCGCGGCGUCUACACCUCUCGACACGAAUCACCCUCAUCUGAAAAUCAAGAGCAGGUGGCAAUCUGUGUGGAGCUGGUUCCACCCGAACCUCUACCGCGACUACGCCGCCAUUCGAGGCAAGGUACCCCGCGACCACAUGGAGAUUCGGUACUCCGAGGAGGAGCAGAAUAACGCGUACUUUGAGCCGUGCAUUACCUCCCGGACGCCGACAGUAUGGAUUCCCCGGGACAGGUGGGGCUUCAGUGAGCAGGAGGUGGUAGAUACGGACCCUCUCAUCCCGAUUACCAACGAGGGGGCGCACCUGAGUGAGAAGAAUAAAAUUGUUUGGGAUAAGUUCGAUCCGAAGCUGCCGUUAUGGGAGUUGAAGAUCUUGUAUUGA